Dermacentor silvarum is the source of this 2547-nucleotide messenger RNA. RefSeq lists its product as uncharacterized. The record is from RefSeq and is a predicted model, not a curated record. The coding region runs from base 526 to 1209 and encodes 227 amino acids. NCBI's taxonomy places the organism in Eukaryota, Metazoa, Arthropoda, Arachnida, Ixodida, Ixodidae. The transcript is spliced from 5 exons. Gene Ontology annotation, cellular component: dystrophin-associated glycoprotein complex; sarcolemma.
CUUAGCGUUGCCGGCGAUCGCGCCGUGUACAUCGAAGCGCCUUGCGGCAGAAGAGCGGCGCCCUUGACUGCGGCGGGGACCUUGGAGUCGCUGUUGGGGAUCGCGGAAUUCUCCCGCUCGCCAUCGUCGCUACCCGUGGACGCGCAGGACGCUUGGCGAUCACGGUGUUGCAGUCGACUUCAGCCGUUCUGAAGAAAAGGUCUCGCUACUUUCCACCACAGGACAAAACUGAAGGAUGACCCAGUGGCGGCAACUGAGCGUGCAAGAAUCGAUCUUGGCUUCAGCAGUACGCCAACACUAUGAAGCAGAAAGCGCCGUCCGUGCCCCUUACUAAGGGGCAGGUUGGAAACGGCACCUUUAGAUGCCAGCUCGCUCUUGGCCAGUCUGCAAAUGUGAGUGAAGCGCAAGGACAUGGCAGCCCGGACUCCCGAACAUAGGCUCUUCGCAGUGACGGCGACUAGCUCAUGAGCGACGUGUCCACGCGAUCACCUGAGGGCAGCUUUUAUCGAGAAGUAGGACACCGCAAUGAAGUGUUCCAGCGUAGCCUUGGGCCUCGCCGCAGCACAGCUUGUGGCGGGCUUGGGCCUGACCGUGCUCCCCAUCCACACCAUGCUCAAGCUGCCGUCUCUAGCCACUAGGGACUGUCCACUGUGGGCCGCUGGACCGUUGCUGUGCGCCGGCAUCAUUGGCAUAAUCGCGGUGUACAGCAACACAAACUACAAGAGCCAGAACAACCGCAAGCCCAUCUUCAUACUCAAGAUAGUGAGUUUCGCGCUGAGCAGCCUCAGCGGCGUUCUGUGCCUGGUGGCCGCUGCCUUCCUGGUGCUGCACGUGCUGCUCUACAUCGACCGGUACACGCAGUGCCGCGACGACCCGAUGCGCCGGCAGUGCCUGUGCGCACUCGCCGAAGGAGCCGCACGCUUCUACCGAUACGACAGAGUCACGUGCCUGCAGGUUCACAGCACCGUCAAAGGCUUGUUCUACACGACGGCCGCAGUGUCAGUGCUGGGCGGUGUGUGCAGCCUGUGGUACCUGACCCUGCUGUGGAGCAGCCGCUACGUGUACUUCAAUGCGGGGCUGCGUCGUACCCUCGUCGACCCGCUGCCGGGAGGCGGAGACAUGGCCGGCGAGCAGUACUCGGCGGCCGAAGCCGAGCACAAUGAUGCGCCGCCGCGACGGCUGCCGCAGUUAACAGUGUCGCCGUCGUGACCCUCACCGCAGGCGUGAAUGCCCGAGGCGUUCGAAUCGCUUUGUCGCGGCAGAGGCGCCAUGGCACACAUAAGCGAAGGGCAUCAGGAUAGAAUGGAGGCAUGUCACUUGAACUGUAGAUUUACCAUUGCCGACAGAGGACGUGAGUCAGUUCUUUAUACAGCUGUUCUCAGUGGCUGUCCGUGACUGGACCCUCUCGACAUGUGCAGCAGUGUCUCAAUGUUACACGACCACUACGGCCACCAGUUUGCGUCGUGCACUGUCGUCCUGCAGAACGGUGGCUCUGUAUUUUACGUUGUUUUGUCAUUCUUUCUGCCCGUGCCCAUCUCUUGCACUGCACCUCAGCCUAAUUCAAUAGGAGUGACCAACGAGCAGACGUUGCCGCCCCUGCUGAACGUGAGGUUCGCUGAAAUGCCGAGGAAAAAUAUUGAAGCCAGGUGUGUGACGAGGUAAUCGACACCAGGCAGAUGUGCACUAAAAGAAGAGACGGUCACAGCGCUUGUGUUCGUCUCUUCUUUACGUCCUGCGUCGUUUAGCACGAUGCUGCCUGAAAUGGAAAAAUAUUGACGUUAUAAUUUUGUUCAGGUCAAGUCAUCGAGGAUCGAAUGGCCAACUUGGAACCCUCAUGUCUGACGGUGGACUAUGAACAGUACUGAAACCAAAGCUACUCUCUUGUGUAUGCUUUGUGACGCUUCCGAUCGCUCCUGCAGGCGAACGACCUGCGACUGAAUAAACUCCAGGCCAGCUUUCGGCGUCCUCGCACAGGUAGCACACGCUUCUCGCAAGCGCGCAUUUUUUCUGUAGACGAGGCGACGUUUUGAGCAGACAUAACACCCUUCAUCGUCCUUUGUACCUGUUUCUUAUGCUGCCAUUUCUCUUGGACAUAUUUGCAUCAAAAAGCACGCCAUCGCGCCAUUAAAGAUGAAAACCUUCUCGGAAGUAUUUCUUUGUCUUCGUAAUUACCGUUGCGUCCACAGAGACUAACGACACUGCAUGGUACAUCGCGCAUGGCUACCUACAAUAUUACGAACGCCGUAAGCAUGUGCUGCAUAGCGCCUGGAUUCCGCGCUCCAGGGGCGUCCCUUGAGGGACUUGUGAGGGUGCAGUCACGUUUGCUCGUUAUGUGCACGUGGCGUCAGGGUCUUGGGCAUGCUCAGCCUGCGAAUUCGACAUAACAAAAAGAAGUGCGCGUCCUGCGUCAUAACGCUAAAUGUGCAGAUGUCCCAACUCUAAACGCUUCCUUUAGGAACGAUGAUUGAUCUACAUAUUAGGCGUCACCAGCGUCUCCCACUGAUAUGCAUGAACUGUUGCCUGUCCUGUGUUACUUGGUGAAGAAAA